CACCCCGGGCCAUGCCAUGCCGCUGGACUCGGAGGACACGCUCUACAUCGUGCUGGAGCUGGUCAUCGCCGGGCUGUCCAUCGCGGGCAACGUGCUGGUGUGCUGCGCCGUGGCCACCAACAGCACCCUGAAGACGGCCACCAACUACUUCCUGGUGUCCCUGGCCGUGGCCGACAUCGCCGUGGGGCUGCUGGCCAUCCCCUUCGCCAUCACCAUCAGCGUGGGCUUCUGCACCGACUUCCACAGCUGCCUCUUCCUCGCCUGCUUCGUCCUGGUGCUCACCCAGAGUUCCAUCUUCAGCAUGCUGGCCGUGGCCAUCGACAGGUACCUAGCCAUCAAGAUCCCGCUCAGGUACAAGAGUUUAGUUACUGGGACCCGGGCAAGAGGGGUCAUUGCUGUGCUCUGGAUUCUUGCUUUUGGCAUUGGCCUAACUCCUCUCAUGGGAUGGAAUGACAAGGCCAAUGCCACCCGCAAUUGCACUGAUGGACCCAUGAACCUGAGCUGCUGUCCUGUGAGAUGUCUCUUUGAGAACGUGGUCACCAUGUCCUACAUGGUCUACUUUAACUUCUUUGGCUGCGUCCUGCCCCCGCUGCUCAUCAUGCUGGCGAUCUACGUCAAGAUCUUCCUGGUGGCCUGUCAGCAGCUGCGUCGAAUGGAGCUGAUGGACCACUCGCGGACCACGCUGCAGCGGGAAAUCCAUGCGGCCAAGUCGCUGGCGAUGAUCGUGGGCAUCUUUGCCCUGUGCUGGCUGCCCCUGCACGCCACGAACUGCAUCACCCUCUUCAAUCCCCACUUUGCCAAGAGCAAACCCAAGGCGUUAAUGCAUACGGUCAUCCUCUUGUCGCACACUAACUCCGUCGUCAAUCCCAUCAUCUAUGCCUACAGGAUAAGGGAUUUUCGCUGCACGUUCCGCAAGAUCAUCUCAAGGUACGUCCUCUGUCAGACAGAUGACCUCCCCAAGAGUGGCAAUGGACAGUCAGGGACGGUGCAGACCCUCGAUGCAGACGUAUGACCCCUGCCGCCAAGAGGCCACGAGACACGCGGCCCGUGACAGGCACGAUGAGAAGCCUGGCCCACUCUCAGUGGGGACACGCACGUACAGGUGGCCUGCUCUGAACGCCUCGCUGGUCUCACUCUGGAUCUUGGUAAACAGAUGAUUGUCUCUGAGGGCCAACGAGUGGAAACAUACCUUAGAGGUAGUUGGUCCUGCUGCUAGCCCCGUGUGGACUGGAUGACGAGGCCAGGGACUCCUAAGGGAGGUCGGGAAGCUGUUGGCCAAGGACGCCGUUUUUCUCCACAGGCUACCCAACCUCAGCUCCACUGCUUUGGAUGUGCUGAAUACUACUCUCUGAUAGCAAAGGAUUUCAGCCACUGUUACUGUGAACUCCCCCACUCGGCAGUGAUGUUUUCCUAACUUGGAAGCAAUGGGGAAACGCAACACCUUGGCCCUUCUGACAAAUGGGAACCUGCUCCCCCUGGAAGUGGCCAGAAGAACACUACGUACAGGCAUGGGUGAAGAAGAGGCCCUGGGGACGGCCGGGCUCGGGAGGCGGCUCUUGUUCCAGCUUGUGAUCUAGUGACAUCGUGCUUUUCAUACCGGAGACAGUGGCUUUUCUUCCUUCUCUUGGAGGGAUCAAGAACAAUGGAGGAAAAGGAGUCCACCCCUGCUGCGUUAGAUUCCCUUUCCUCUUUUGGGGGGGGGGGGGCAGGGGAUGCCCGCUCAGCUUUGUAGGGGAAGAGGAGGCUGAAACAGUCACUCUGCUUCUGGUCCUCCCCACCCCAGUGGAAUCGAGCAGACCAAAAGAUGGGGCAAAGACAUGGCUGAGCCCAAACUGUGAGAUUUUCACCUCAUUUGCAGUGUGUGUACAGACGUAGUAUUAGCUCAAAGCUGAAGAUAAUUUAAGUGAAUUAAAAAUAAAGCUUUUUUUGGAUAAGAAAUUUAAAUGUAGUAAACCACAUCCAGAACUG
This is a messenger RNA of Vombatus ursinus (common wombat), 1968 nucleotides long. It is a transcript of the gene ADORA2B, whose product is annotated as adenosine A2b receptor. Gene Ontology annotation, cellular component: membrane. Bases 17 to 1012 code for a protein of 331 amino acids. Gene Ontology annotation, molecular function: G protein-coupled adenosine receptor activity. Gene Ontology annotation, biological process: vasodilation; G protein-coupled adenosine receptor signaling pathway; adenylate cyclase-activating G protein-coupled receptor signaling pathway. Lineage: Eukaryota; Metazoa; Chordata; Mammalia; Diprotodontia; Vombatidae. The transcript is spliced from 2 exons. The record is from RefSeq and is a predicted model, not a curated record.